This is a messenger RNA of Lachancea lanzarotensis, 4974 nucleotides long. RefSeq names its product LALA0S06e07162g1_1 (gene CHC1). Lineage: Eukaryota; Fungi; Ascomycota; Saccharomycetes; Saccharomycetales; Saccharomycetaceae. The coding region runs from base 1 to 4974 and encodes 1657 amino acids. Gene Ontology annotation, molecular function: clathrin light chain binding; structural molecule activity. The record is from RefSeq and is a predicted model, not a curated record. The transcript has a single exon. Gene Ontology annotation, biological process: receptor-mediated endocytosis; Golgi to endosome transport; intracellular protein transport. Gene Ontology annotation, cellular component: clathrin coat of coated pit; clathrin complex; clathrin coat of trans-Golgi network vesicle.
AUGAGUGAUUUGCCAAUUGACUUUACGGAGCUGGUGGAUCUGACAUCGGUUGGGAUCUCGUCUCAAUCGCUGGACUUCAGAUCGACCACUUUCGAAAGUGACAGGUUUGUAACAGUUCGAGAAACAAACAACGGGGCCAAUUCAGUGGCAAUUGUGGAUUUACAAAAUGGGAACUCUGUAAACCGCAAGAACAUGGGUGGUGAUUCUGCCAUCAUGCAUCCAACGCAAAAUGUUAUUUCUGUCAGAGCACAGGGAACAGUGGUUCAAAUCUUCAAUCUCGAUACCAAGAGCAAGUUGAAAUCGUUCACGUUGGAAGAACCGGUGCUGUUUUGGAAAUGGCUUAAUCAAGAAACACUAGGGUUUGUGAGUGCUAACUCGUUGUAUAUCUCGAAUGUGUUUGACGGAGAAACUUCAAAACAACCAACAAGACUGGCACAAAGACACGCCAAUUUGAGCAAUGCCCAGAUCAUCAAUUUUGUAGCCAAUGCUCAACUUGACUGGUUUGCAGUGGUCGGGAUCAUUCAAGAAGACGGUCGUAUUGCCGGUAAAAUCCAGCUUUUCUCUAAAGCUCGGGGAAUUUCUCAAGCAAUUGAUGGUCACGUGGCGAUUUUCUCUAGAAUUUUGCUCGAGGGCAACUCUAGUCCAGUCCAAGUGUUUGUGACCGGCAAUAAGAACGCCUCUGGCUCUGGUGAACUGCGUAUCAUUGAAAUUGAUCAUAAUGCGGUGAAUCCAGUCUCGUAUCAAAAGAAAAAUGUCGAUAUUUUUUUCCCACCAGACGCUGUCAACGAUUUUCCAAUUUCCGUACAAGUUUCGGAAAAAUAUGGUGUCAUUUAUGUGUUGACCAAGCAUGGGUUCAUUCACCUUUACGAACUUGAGACAGGUGCCAAUCUAUUUGUGAACAGAAUCACAGUCGAGCCUGUUUUUACCGCCACGACUUACGACGAAAAGAACGGUAUCGCGUGCAUCAAUCGUAAAGGUCAGGUGUUGGCCGUGGAAAUUUCAAAGGAGCAAAUUGUUCCUUACGUACUUGAGAAACUAUCAAAUGUGUCUCUGGCUCUGAAAAUGGCGUCAAGAGGAGGACUACCUGGCGCAGAUGAUCUUUUUAUCAAACAAUUUGAUUCUUUGUUGGCUUCCGGUGAUUAUCAAAAUGCGGCUAAAGUUGCUGCCUCUUCUCAAGAAUUGCGUACCCAGACCACUAUCAACAGGCUCAAAAACAUUCAGGCCGCUCCAGGUGCUAUUUCUCCAAUUUUACUCUACUUCUCCACUUUGUUGGACAAAGGCAAACUGAACAAGUACGAGACAAUAGAGCUGGCCAAGCCAGUCCUACAACAAGAUCGGAAGCAACUAUUUGAGAAAUGGUUGAAAGAGGAUAAGCUUGAGUGCUCUGAAGAGCUGGGUGACGUUGUAAAGCCAUUUGAUACAACGUUGGCUCUUGCUUGCUACCUGAGAGCUGAGGUGCACUCAAAGGUUAUCACCGCCUUGGCUGAACUUCAACAAUUUGACAAGAUCCUGCCUUAUGCCCAAAAGGUGGGUUUUCAACCAAAUUACGCGAUUUUGAUCUCCAACCUAUUGCGCUCCUCACCAGACAAAGCUUCGGAAUUUGCUACAAGCUUGUUGCAAUCACCAACUACUUCUUCAGAAUUGGAUAUUGAAAAGAUUGCUGACAUCUUUUUCAACCAGAAUUUCGUUCAACAGGGUACUUCGUUUUUAUUGGACGCCCUCAAAGGUGACACUCCCGAUCAAGGUCAUCUACAAACUCGUGUUCUCGAGGUUAAUUUGCUUCAUGCGCCACAGGUGGCGGAUGCCAUUCUCGGCAACAGCAUAUUUAGCCAUUAUGACAAACCAACCAUCGCAUCUCUCGCAGAGAAGGCAGGUCUUUACCAAAGAGCUCUUGAAAACAGUACCGAUAUAAAGGAUAUCAAGCGCUGUAUUAUUCAUAGCAGCUCAAUACCUGCCGAUUGGCUUGUCAACUUUUUUGGACAGCUCAAUGUGGAACAAAGUUUUGCUUGUUUGAGGGCCCUUUUGGACGAUAACCUCCAAGCAAAUCUCCCUAUUGUGAUCCAAGUUGCCACGAAGUAUUCUGAUUUGCUGGGUGCCCAAGUACUCAUCAAACUUUUCGAGGAAUACCGUGCCACAGAGGGUUUGUACUACUACCUGGCUUCUUUAGUCAAUUUGACCGAAGACAAGGAUGUUGUGUUCAAGUUCAUCCAAGCCGCUGCAAAGGUGGGGCAGUACAAAGAAGUUGAAAGGGUUGUCAGAAGCAACAACGUUUAUGAUCCUGAACGAGUGAAAAAUCUUCUAAAAGACUUGAAGCUACCAGACCAGAUGCCAUUAGUAAUCGUUGCUGACCGUUUUGGCUACAUUCAUGACCUUGUCCUGUAUCUCUACAAAGCUCAGGAUUUCAAGUUCAUUGAAGUCUAUGUGCAGCAAGUGAACCCUCUCAAAACCCCCCAGGUGGUAGCAGCUUUGUUGGAUGUAGACUGUGAAGAAAAGACUAUUCAAAAUCUAUUGGCGACGGUUGUCGGCCAGGUGCCCAUUGGUGAGCUCACUAAAGAAGUUGAAAAGCGAAACAGACUCAAGCUUUUGCUUCCAUUCUUAGAAGAAACGCUACGUCUUGGCACGCAAGAUCAGGCCGUAUACAAUACCCUGGCUAAAAUCUACAUCGAUUCAAACAACUCACCCGAGACCUUUUUGAAGGAAAACAACGAAUACGACACAUUGGAUGUCGGUCGUUAUUGCGAAAAGAGAGACCCCUUUCUUGCUUAUAUUGCUUACGAAAAAGGCAGCAAUGAUGCUGAUCUCAUCAGAAUUACAAGCGAGAACAGCAUGUACAAGUAUCAGGCGAGAUAUCUGUUGAAGAGAUCAGACCAUCAAUUAUGGAAUACGGUGCUGGGCGAAGACAAUAUCCACAGGCGUCAAGUAAUCGACGCGGUGGUGGGCGUCGGCAUCGGUGAAGUGACUGAUCCUGAGCUCAUCUCCGUUACUGUGCAGGCCUUUAUGAGCAACAAUUUGAAAGGCGACUUGAUCAAGCUGUUGGAGAAGAUUAUUUUAGAGCCUUCACCAUUUAAUGACAACCCAGCGCUACAAGGUUUGUUGAUGCUAUCUGCCAUUAGAUAUGAUCCAUCAAAGGUCUCUAGUUACAUUGAGAAGCUUGAUGGUUACGACAUUGAUGAAAUUGCCCCUAUGUGUGUUGAAAACGGUUUGAAUGAGGAAGCGUUUGAAAUUUACGACAAAAACGAGAAGCACAGCAAAGCCCUUCAGGUAUUGGUCGAGGACAUCAUGUCUUUGGAUCGUGCUGAGAGUUAUGUCGAAAAGCUCAACAAAUCUGACUUAUGGCCUCAGCUUGGUGCGGCCCAGUUGGUUGGAUUACGCAUCCCAGAGGCUAUUGAAUCGUACAUCAAGGCAAAUGAUCCAUCGAACUAUGAAAGUGUGAUUGAAGUAGCUGAACAAGCUGAGAAAUACCAAGAGCUCAUUCCAUACUUGUUGAUGGCUCGCUCGUCUCUGAAAGAAGCCAAAAUUGACAAUGCUUUGAUUUUUGCUUAUGCUGAAUUAAACAAGUUACAUGAGAUUGAAAACUUGCUCAACACCUCCACGGUUGCUGACUUGGAGUCUGUCGGUGUUAAGUUAUUCGAGAAGAGGGACUACAAAGCUGCCAAACUCUGCUUUUCCGCUGUCUCCAACUACUCCAAGUUGGCCACCACUCUUGUUUACUUGGAAGAUUACCAGGCAGCAGUCGACACAGCAAGAAAGGCUUCGAAUGUUAGAGUCUGGAGGGAGGUCAGUGAUGCCUGCGUCGACAACAAGGAGUUUAGACUUGCGCAAAUUUGCGGACUCAACUUGAUUGUCCAUGCCGAAGAAUUGGAUGAGCUAGUAGACAAGUACGAAUCUCAUGGCUAUUUCGAAGAGUUGAUUUCUCUCUUUGAAGCAGGGCUUGGUCUAGAAAGGGCUCACAUGGGAAUGUUCACAGAACUGGCUAUUUUGUACACAAAGUACGACUCUAGAAAGACUUAUGAACACCUCAAAUUGUUCUGGUCUAGAAUCAACAUCCCCAAGGUAAUCAGGGCUGUCGAGAGCGCUCAUCUGUGGAAAGAGCUCAUCUUUCUCUAUGCGCAUUACGAUGAAUGGGACAAUGCUGCUCUUACGAUGAUCGAAAAGUCUGCUGAAGAUUUCGACCACUCAUACUUCAAAGAGAUAGUAGUGAAGGUCUCCAACCUAGAAAUCUAUUACAAGGCAAUAAACUUUUAUGUUAAAGAGCAUCCUUCUCUAUUGAUUGAUUUGAUGACUGUGCUCACUUCCAGAUUAGAUAUUCCAAGAACCAUCCGAAUCUUUUCCAAGUCAGACAAUCUGCCACUAAUCAAACCAUUUUUGGUUAAUGUUCUUCCUACGAACAACUCCGUCGUCAAUCAAGCUUACCACGAUUUGAUGAUCGAAGAAGAGGAUUACAAAGCUCUACAAGACGCUGUUGAUUCUUAUGACAAAUUCGAUCAACUUGAUUUGGCUGCGCGUUUGGAGAAGCACGAGCUCAUUUUCUUCAAGAAAAUCGCAGCCCAACUCUACCGCAGAAAUAAAAAAUGGGCCAGAAGUUUGGCCAUAUUCAAAGAAGAAAAGUUAUGGGCCGAUGCCAUCCAGACUGCGGCAAUUUCACAAACUACUGAAGUUGCCGAAGAGCUAUUAAGCUACUUUGUUGAAACGGAGAAUAAGGAGGCGUUUGUGGCGUUGUUAUACACGGCUUACCAUUUGAUCAGGUACGAUGUGGUUUUGGAAUUGGCUUGGUUGCAUUCUUUGACGGACCAAAUAAAGCCGUAUGAAAUCUCUGUGAAGACGGAGCAGUUUGCUACAGUCCAAAAACUCUUGAAAAAAUCAGAAAAGGGCGAGAGCUCAAGUGCGGGGGAGAACGGCGAUGAACCUUUACUGCUCACAAAUGGAUCCGUGAACUACCAGGCCACUGGUCAGGCUUUUGGAAACUUCAUAUAA